CAGGAGCAGCGGAGAGGCGGGGGCGGGGUGGGAUUAUGGCUCCUCCACAGCCGAGCCUUGUGUUCCCCCUCACAGCCCAGCGACGGCAGGGCCAGGCCUCAGUGCCUAGCCCCUAUGCCCCUGGGCCGGCCCAGGGCAUCCCCAGCACCCCCCGGGCGGCCUGGGCUCGCCUCCGGGGCCUGGCCCGGCGGGUCGGGGCCGGAGAGCGUGGUGAGGCCCAGCCCCGGAUGGAGGCCUGUGGUCGUACCAGGGUCUUCCGCGCCGCUUGAAUAAGAUUUCCGGAUGAGUUCCCAGCUGUUGUUGCGCUGAAGAAGUGCGUGAAAUGGGUGGCAGCGCUGCCUUGAAAGGUGGAAAACACAAGUGUCUUUGAGUGAAUUUUGCGUGUACCCUUGCAGUCACAAAACUCCAAAAACAGAAUGAAGGGAGGAGGGAUGAAUGUUACCUGCUAACCCCACAGAGAGGGAGGAGCUCCAUUCUUCAAACAUCAGCAGAGUUAUAAGGAAGGUGUGUACUUAGAACGCUUCCUCAAUGUGGAAGUUCAAGCACACAACGCUGAAGACGUGUCCUGAGGGUGCUCUAGAAAGUCUCCAGAGGGUCAUUUCAUGGGGGAAAAUCCUGCCAAGAACCAUUAUGCACAGCUUAACCAGGGAGAAGAGAAUGAGAUGGAGAUUUUUGGCUACAAAACUCAAGGCUGCCGAAAGGCCUUGUGCAUUGCUGGCUACAUCUUGUCCUGUGGGGCUCUGCUGCUGCUCUUUUACUGGAAGCCAGAGUGGGAUGUGUGGGCAAACUGCAUCCGCUGCAGCUUGGAAGAAGCGGACAUUGUUCUGCUUAGAACAACAGAUGAAUUUCGAAUUUAUUCUCGUAAGACUGUGACAUGGAUCUCUGUGUCUGCACUUAUCAAAAGUAGAUUGGAUUAUCCAGCUACUGCUGAGGAAGACUCAGUCUUCAGCAAAGCCAUAAUGAAGCCAAGUUUGCAAGUGAAAAGUAUCCAAGUACAAAGAAUCCGCUAUGUCUGGAAUAUCUAUGCAAAACAGUUCCAGAAAGUUGGAGCCCUAGAAGACCACCACACUUGCUCAGCUAUACAUGCCAAAUUUGGUUCUGGUCUCACCUGCAAUGAACGGAAUGUCAGGAAAGUUAUAUGUGGGCCAAACACUAUUGAUGUUCCAGUGAUCCCUAUUUGGAAACUACUCAUCAAAGAGGUCUUAAAUCCAUUUUACGUGUUCCAGCUGUUCAGUGUGUGUCUGUGGUUUGCUGAAGAUUACAUGGAGUAUGCCACUGCCAUCAUAAUCAUGUCUCUUCUCUCGAUUUUUUUGACUGUAUAUGAUCUUAGACAGCAAUCGGUUAAACUGCACAGACUGGUUGAGUCUCAUAACAACAUCAUGGUCACUGUCUGCAGAAAUAAGGAAGGUGACUCCUGUUUCCAAGAGCUGGAAUCACACCAUCUUGUUCCUGGAGAUAUGCUGGUUUUGAAAGAGGGCAAAACCCUUUUGCCUUGUGAUGCCAUCCUGAUCAGCGGGCAGUGCAUUGUCAAUGAAAGCAUGCUGACAGGGGAAAGUAUUCCAGUAACAAAGACUCACUUACCCCAAGCUGACAACUUCAAGCCCUGGAGAAUGCAUUGUGCAGAGGAUUACAAAAAACAUGUCCUUUUCUGUGGAACAGAGGUCAUACAGACCAAGGCAGAUGACACAGGAGUAGUAAAAGCUGUGGUGCUGCGGACUGGUUUCAAUACAGCCAAAGGGGAUCUGGUGAGGUCCAUUCUCUACCCUAAACCCAUGAACUUCAAGCUGUACAGAGAUGCCCUCCGGUUCCUGAUGUGCCUCAUAGCAUUUGCAGCCAUUGGAAUGAUCUACACAGUGUGUGUAUUUGCACUCAAUGGGGAGGAGGCAGGAGAAGUGGUGAAGAAGUCUUUGGAUGUUAUCACUAUUGCUGUCCCCCCAGCUCUGCCAGCUGCCUUGACAACAGGGAUCAUUUAUACCCAGCGGAGGCUGAAGAAAAAGGGCAUCUUCUGCAUCAGCCCACAGAGGAUCAAUAUGUGUGGACAGCUGAACCUCAUCUGCUUUGACAAAACUGGCACCUUAACAGAAGAUGGCCUGGAUCUUUGGGGCUUGCUGCCCUGUGAAAGAAACUGCUUCCAAGACAUUCACAGCUUCCCUGCGGACCACAGCCUGCCUUGGGGCCCAGUGUUCAGAGCAAUGGCGGUUUGUCAUUCACUAAUUGUUUGGGAGGGCAAGAUCCAAGGAGACCCACUGGAUGUGAAAAUGUUUGAGGCCACUAACUGGGUGAUAGAUGAUUCCAGUGGACACCAUAUUGAAGGUCAAGGAUCCACACGUGCCACAGUUGUUAGACCUGGGCCUAAAGCCAGCAGUGCCCCAGUGGAAGGAGUUGCUAUUUUACAUCAGUUUCCAUUUUCUUCAGCCUUGCAAAGAAUGUCUGUCAUUGCUCAGGAAAUUGGUGGGGAAAAACAGGUCUUCACAAAAGGGGCUCCAGAAAUGGUAGCCAUGUUAUGUAGAGCAGAAACAGUCCCAUUGAACUUUGAAAGCAAGCUUCUGCUCUACACAGCACAGGGCUUUAGGGUCAUCGGACUGGCAUGUAAAUCUCUACAGGCAGGGAAGCAAUCUACUGAUCUAACAAGGGAGGAGGUAGAAUCUGAUCUGACAUUCCUGGGUCUGCUGAUAAUGGAGAAUCGAUUAAAGAGGGAGACAAAGCCUGUCCUGGAAGAGCUCAGUGCUGCCCGCAUCAGAAGUGUUAUGGUCACAGGUGACAACAUUCAGACAGCUGUAACUGUUGCCAAAAAUGCUGGGAUGAUUUCUGCAACGAACAGAGUGAUUCUUGUGGAAGCAAACAAAAUACCUGGAUCUUUUUCAGCAUCUAUAACCUGGAAACCACUAGAAGAAAACAAAACUGAAGAUUACAGAGGUCUGGCAAAGGCAAUGGGCCUUGAACCCAGGUCUCCCAGAGUCUUCACAAGUGCUCUCCCUGUGCAGGAUGACAGUCCUCCUACGACUGAACGAAGAAUCAGGCUGGCAUUGGCAUCAGGCCAGUAUCAUUUUGCCAUGAGUGGAAAGUCGUACCAAAUUGUAGCACAGCAUUUCAGGCACUUACUUCCAAAGCUCCUGCUGAACGGAACAGUUUUUGCUAGAAUGUCUCCUGGUCAGAAAUCCAGCCUUGUAGAAGAGUUUCAAAAGCUGGAUUACUUUGUGGGCAUGUGUGGAGAUGGAGCCAACGACUGUGGGGCUUUGAAAGUGGCGCAUGCAGGGAUAUCGCUGUCAGAGCAGGAGGCAUCUGUGGCUUCACCUUUCACAUCCCGAACUCCCAGCAUAGCAUGUGUGCCAGAGCUAAUCAGGGAAGGCCGUGCUGCCCUCGUCACUUCCUUCUGCAUGUUCAAGUACAUGGCACUGUACAGCACCAUUCAGUACCUUGGUGUUCUCCUACUGUACUGGCAACUAAACGCCUUUGGGAAUUACCAAUUUUUGUUCCAAGAUCUGGCUAUUACCACUGUAAUUGGUGUGACAAUGAGUUUCACAGGUGCCUAUCCAAAGCUGGUUCCCUACAGGCCUCCUAGCCAACUCAUCUCGCCCCCAUUGCUGCUCUCUGUUGUACUUAACAUCCUCUUCAGCCUCAGCAUGCAGGUUUUCGGGUUUGUGGUGGUCCAGGAGCAGCCUUGGUAUUCCAAGACCGAUAUAUACAGCGCCUGCCUCUCAGUGAACAACCAAAUGGAGAAUUCUUCCUCUAUUUCCAGCCUGGGGCUCCAUGGGAUGAGAGAUGGAGCCCAUGGGCAAACAGACAAUGGCUACAAGAGCUAUGAAAACACCACAGUGUGGCUGCUAAGUACCAUCAACUGCCUCAUCGUAGCACUAGUGUUUUCCAAGGGAAGGCCUUUCAGGCAACCCAUCUACACAAACUAUGUGUUCAUACUGGUGCUCAUAGGGCAGCUUGGUAUUUGCCUCUUCUUGGUGUUUGCUGAUAUUGAUGAUCUCUACUCUAAGAUGGAUCUUGUUUGCACCCCUACCACGUGGCGGAUCUCCAUGGUGAUAAUGCUUGCAGUCACACUUGCUGCAUCCUUCCUUGUCGAGGAAGCUGUCAUCGAGAACAGACCCUUAUGGCUGCUUCUGAAAAAGACCUUCCGGUACCACUCAAAGAGCCAUUACAAGAGGCUGCAGCUAGUGUUAGAGCAGGACUCAGCCUGGCCACCUCUGAAUGAAACCUUCUUCUCAGAUUCUGUGGCAAUAUCAGUAGAAGGAAGUAUGGGAGGCCAUAGCAAUCCAACAUUUGACAGCAAUGAGGAUGCACCGUGAAGGAAACUGCAGAGGACACAUGUCCGGGGCAGUUGCAGUUGGCUGUAGAAGGACUAUCUCAGAGAUACAAGAGGAAGGAUUGACGCAUCACUGCCCCCACAUUCUGAGACUAACCAGCUCUGGCUUAUUUUUAAAUUAACUGGAAGCAGAAAAGCUGGCUGCAGUAGCAUAAAGCCACAACAGCAUUUCUCCUGUCCCCUUGCCCAUGUAUGCAUGGCUGCCAGCUGUAAAUGGAACAGCUUGCUGAAUAUUGGCAAAGUACUCAUGGUUGAAACGCCCCAUUGCUGCAUCCCUGUCUUGAACAGCAUUAUGCAGUCCAUAAAGGUAGGGGCUCCUCCAGAUGAGAAGUAGCUAAUUCAGAUACCAGCACUCUGGGGAGAUCCUCUUUGAGAAAACAAGUAGAGCUUACUCCUGAUAGAGGCUGCUGAACAUAGGCAGGUCCUGGGAUUCCUACAGCUUUCAGGGUUUCAGAUACUGCUACCUGGUACCUGGUGUUUUUUCCCCUUCUGGCAAUCCUUGGCUUUCUGAAGCUGGAAGGAGCUGCAAAUAGCCAAAGGCUUCUAGAAGCAUCUACUCCCAGCACCAUUAUGAUCUUCCCAUGAUGGGAGCAAUGCAGAGCUCUAUGGCUAGCUCACUGCACCAGGCAGCCUGUUUGCCCUCUUCUCAGUUUCAAACAUGUGGUACUUGCAUUUUCUGGGUGAAAAAUCUAUUGACCUACAAAGCAGAAUGAUUCCAUUGUUUAACAGUUCCUUUUUGGGGGAAGUAUUUGUUUGGGAUAUCAAUUUUAAAAAAGUAGAAUGAAAUACAUGAUAAUUGCACAUUAUGAUCUCACCCUGUCGGUCUGCAAGGAUGUGGUGUUCCUUGUGGUAUGAGUUUGCUCUACUAGAGCUGAUGCUACACAGCUGGGCUGCCGCCUGGCAUCAGCUCCUGGUUUACCAGUGCCAAGAGAAGCAGAUACUGAAGGGGUUACUACCUCGAAGGACCUAAGGCCUGAAUUAAAAGACAGGGAGCCAGCUAGGUCCGAGAAUAAUUUUAUUAAAUUCCAUGGCAUGCUCUUAAGUUGAACCAUCUGACGUUUUGGCUCUGGUUUCCAACCAUAAUUGCACAUGCUACACACCAUGUGUCAUUCAUCAACUCGUAUCCCUCACUUGUUAACCUUUGAUGGUGACUUUUGCUGUGCUGUGCUGUGCUGCUUCUGCCAUACAUAAAUGCAACAGCACUGCACAUUUCUGCAGGUUUUACCUACUCAGAAAAAAGCACCUUCUACCAGCACAUGUUCUCUUAGCCCUUUGAUGCUAGGCUGACUUCCUGCUCACCGUAUUUUGCAAUCUCGGUCCCCAGCUGGGUAAAACAACAUACCAGUCAGGGAGGCUUCAGACCAGGAGGAACGCUUUCUUCUUUGAUUAAGGUGUGCAGGGGAGUUGUCCCCUCUGAACCAACUGCACAAUCUUUUUUCCACAGCUGGAGCUUCCCCAUGCUUUUUUGGGGUGGGGCUGAGAAGCACUUUAGGAGCAAUUCAAUGCUGGGGACUGUAUGUUCCCCCGUAUUCAAUGCUAAAGCACUCUUGCAUUGCCACAGAAACCCAGAGAAUCAGGCAGGUUGGGAGUCAUGGUAAAGAUUCCUUUGGUCUUUUAGGGUGAAAAGUAGCUCUGGAAAACCAAGAGCAAAUCAGAGAUUGUGGAUUGUUUUGAUACAACAUGUCUGUACCAGAACAGUGUUUGAAAAGAAUUUGGCUUGAAUCAAAAAAUAACUAAUACUAUAUUUCUAAAAAGAAAAAAAAAAAACCCCAAACCAAAAAUGUUUCAACUUGAAUAAAACAUUUAUUUGACUCAAAGCAAUUUUUUCCCCAUUUUAGACUGAGUAAAUACCUUCCUACCUACUGCAGUUUACCUAGCAGGAAAUAGCUGCCACAAAGCCACACAACUUGACACAAAGCAGAAAUGGUUCACGUUUAUUGAUAAAAGUGUCUCCAAAGUUAGCAUGAAUUCCCACUUUGCAGCAAAAUCCAUUGGAAAGUGAAGGCUAGAUGCUCUAUGCACUCCUUGCAGCUUCAGGAGACACCAGAGAGCAGGUUGGUGGAAUUAUUCCUGCCAUCCUCUGUUUGAGAUACAGUAACAUUUUGCUUGAAGACAAAAUUUGCUGUCCUAUUUAUGAACUCCCACACACAAGAAAUAUGUUGCUGCAUGUCAUAAACUGGCAGCUGCAGUAGCACUGCAGAUUGACAGUAUAAAAGUAUCAACUCGUGGCAAACCUGUGGCACUUGUAGGGUCCACAAGAUAAAGACCUGCUUGCCUGCUGCUGAAAUACAGCCUUACCUGCAAGCAGAAUUCAGGUGCUAGGUGAUACUUAACCUUUGCCCCUCUUUAAGAUGUCAGUCUUGUGUUCCACCUUCCUGUGGAAGGCCAAUGUCUCCAGCCAUACUUGGACACAUUUUAUUACCUUCCCUCAGUGGCGUCAGCUACAGUUCAAUCAGCAGAGCUAUGCGGUGUGUCCCAGCUGCACUGAACUGCUUAUAAUAGCAUAACUCAGUGCCAAUUGGGAGACAAGUGAUGUUAGGCACAUCCUUGCUGCAGAAACCAGCUCACACGUGCACAUGAAAGCCCCUGUGUUCUGCUCCCUUGCCUCUGGUGGAACAUCAGAGGUCCCAGUCCAUACCCCAGUGCUGGGCUGGUCCCUUCAGACUUGGACUGGGAAUGUAUUUAGGGUCAGGAUGAGGAAUAAGCAAAAAUAAAAGGUUGAAGUGUGUUAGGAUUCACAUCUGCAUUUUGCAUUUUGAGGGUCUGUUGAAAGGAUCUUACACUUCUGGAAAUCAGGAUUGCAACAAGCAGCUUCCUGCCUGCACAGCUUGUCUACCAGGCACCUGCCAUGCUCCUUUUGCCCAUCCUCACUUGUGCGUGCAAGAGAGGCAGGUACAAUGUAGGCACUCAAUUCUGUCUAAGCGGCUGAACUUGCUGGUUGGCACUCCCAGCUGACAGAACAGUAGAGAAACUGGAUUAAAACUUAGCCAUUUAAUGAAAAGAGUUGUUUUGUAGGUGUAUUAUAGGGGUGUUUUGCAAAUUCCGAGGCUGUGUAAGGGCAGAGACAGACUGACAGCCCUGGAUAUGGCUUCCACAGUCCCUGUCUGCAGUCCAAGCUACCCAAGCACAGCUGAAGAAUCUCCUAGAGGACUGAAGCUCCAGGCUCACUUUCUCCUUUUGUGACUGGCAGUGGACACCAGCUGGAAAGACCCCCAGUGACCUUUGCCAGCAGACACUGUCCAUCCUGUUUAGCUUUCAGAGCACAAGUCGUACAGGAGCAUCCCAUCCUUUCAAUACAGACUGUAGAGCAGGAAUGUGGACAUGCUGGCCUAUGGCUUGAGUCCAAGGCUCUAAGCAAGACAGGCAUUCAUCGACCAGACCAGUCUUUCUGCCCCAGUGACUGGGUUGUUGUGAGGUCAGGCAAGCAUACAAUUCAGGGAAGAACAUGAGGACAUGUGGAACUACCCAUGCAAGGCUUGGUGGCCACAUUGCCGUGACAGAGGGUGCCUCUGGAGGGCUGAAGGCACCACGGUACCAUCUCCAAAAAUUUGGGGGUAUUGAUAUAGCACAUGCCAUGGGCUGAUGAUUGUCUUCCUCUGCCUGGAAGUUGUGCCACAGGGAAAGGGCCCCAGGAGAAAUGGAGAACAUCUCCAGGAACAGAACAGAAAUGAGGGAUGUCACAUAUGCACCCCUGUGCCCUGGAGGGCAGCUGGAACAAGUGGCGGAUUACCAGCGCGUGAUCUGUGGUGUGGGCUGUGAACACUGGAGAACAUGUUGUGUUGUUACAUACCAGAGAUACUAAAUGCUUGUUGUAGCUGCCUUUUAAACUUCUAGGGAGAGAUUGCUCAUUUGUAUGGAGCAUGUUGUGCCUGAUCAACUGUAUACAUUACACAGAAUGCAGCCUGACUUAUUUGCUGAAAGAAAUAUAAAUUUAGUUAUAAAUCUCUUUUUGCAUCUUUGGGGA
This is a messenger RNA of Aquila chrysaetos chrysaetos, 8276 nucleotides long. Its product is annotated as probable cation-transporting ATPase 13A4. Gene Ontology annotation, biological process: polyamine transmembrane transport; intracellular calcium ion homeostasis. Bases 603 to 4295 code for a protein of 1230 amino acids. Gene Ontology annotation, molecular function: polyamine transmembrane transporter activity; ATP hydrolysis activity; ATP binding. Gene Ontology annotation, cellular component: late endosome membrane. The transcript has 32 exons. NCBI's taxonomy places the organism in Eukaryota, Metazoa, Chordata, Aves, Accipitriformes, Accipitridae. The record is from RefSeq and is a predicted model, not a curated record.